CUGCGGCGUCUGAGGUCAUCACGUGGUGGGCUGGACGAAGCUCCUCCUAUCCCUACGCGCUCCCGAUACUCUGUGACACAAGGCGCGUUCCCGCAGAACAGAAGUGCAGGUCAAUCAACUAUACAUGUCACGCGGUGACUGAAAUAGGAUAAGCCCAGAUAUGGCGGGGGGGCGUCGGGGCCCGAACCGGACGUCUUACUGCCGCACUCCGCUUUGUGACCCGGGAUCUGCAGGUGGUGCAGUCCAUGGUGGGACCCCUACUGUGAGUGGCGUGAGAUCAAGAGUCAGGAGUAGCUCCAGUACAGGCUUGUCCAGUCCCCCUCUUGCAGCCCAGACGGUGGUACCUCUGCGUCACUGCAAGAUCCCUGAACUACCUGCAGACCGCCACCUCUUGUUUGAGCUGCAGCUUUUUCUAUGUCACCUCAUUGCCUUGUUUGUGCACUAUAUUAAUAUCUACAAGACUGUUUGGUGGUACCCACCAUCUCAUCCCCCUUCACGUACUUCUCUGAACUUCCACCUGAUUGAUUUUAAUGUGCUGACCCUCACAACGAUUGUGCUGGCUCGAAGACUGAUUGCGGCCAUUGUGCGGGAGGCCUCGCAAGGAGGGAAAUCUUCUCUGCCACACUCCUUGCUCCUGGUGGCUACAAGGUUUGCAGUGCUGACUGGAACAGGAUGGAGUUUAUGUCGUUCCUUGAUUCUGCUAUUCAGGACACACUCCUUUCUCAACCUGCUUUUCUUAUGCUACCCAUUUGGUAUGUACAUCCCUUUUCUGCACCUUGGGUAUGAUUUCCGGCGUUCUAGCCUCUUUGCCCAUGUUCCUGGCACUCAUGUUGGUGGAGACAUAGGACCUGUAGAUAAGGCAGGUCGGGAUUACCUGACCGUGUUGCAGCACAUGUGGAGGCCCAGCACUGAUCCUCUGCCCACGCACGCAUGUUGCCUCUCUCCUGACCUAAUCCGCAGUGAAGUGCAUUACCUGAAGCUGGACUUCAACUGGCGUGUUCGGGAGGUGCUGCUCAGCUCCAUGCUUUCUGCAUACUACGUGGCCUUUGUGCCUGUGUGGUUUGUCAAGAGCACUCAAUAUUAUGACAAGCGGUGGUCAUGUGAACUGUUUCUCCAAGUUUCCCUCAGCACCUCUGUGAUCCUCACCCAGCACCUCUUGCCUGCACGGUACUGCGAUUUAUUGCACAAGGCAGCAGCUCACCUCGGCUGCUGGCAAAAAGUGGACCCAGCUCUGUGCUCCAACAUGCUGCAACACUCAUGGAUGGAGGAGUGCAUGUGGCCCCAGGGUGUUCUGGUAAAACACAACAGGAAUGUCUACAAAGCUGUUGGCCACUAUAAUGUAGCCGUUCCCUCCGAUAUGUCUCAUUUUCGGUUUCAUUUUUUCUUUAGUAACCCACUGCGGGUCCUGAACAUUUUAACAGUGCUGGAGGGAUUUCUCAUAUUUUACCAAUUGUAUUCACUUAUGUCAUCAGAGAAGUGGCACCACACUAUCUCUCUAGCCCUCAUACUGUUCAGUAAUUACUACGCCUUUUUCAAGCUGCUGCGUGAUCGGAUUGUACUGGGGAAAGCCUAUUCUUAUACAGGGGUCUCAGACUCUGAACAGAAGCUGAACUGAGUCCACCCCAAGCAUCAAAGCUCUGUAUUUUUGUUACAAUUGCUUUGUUUCUUUGUGUAAUUAAAAGCAAGAGCAUAUUUUUUUACUCUGAAA
Molecule: messenger RNA, 1708 nt
Organism: Pseudophryne corroboree (corroboree frog)
Lineage: Eukaryota; Metazoa; Chordata; Amphibia; Anura; Myobatrachidae
Gene: TMEM39B
Product: transmembrane protein 39B
Exons: 9
Coding region: 161-1615 (484 amino acids)
Cellular component (GO): membrane
Source: RefSeq, a predicted model, not a curated record